Colletotrichum higginsianum IMI 349063 is the source of this 600-nucleotide messenger RNA. RefSeq names its product capsular associated protein. The record is from RefSeq and is a predicted model, not a curated record. The transcript is spliced from 3 exons. Lineage: Eukaryota; Fungi; Ascomycota; Sordariomycetes; Glomerellales; Glomerellaceae. The coding region runs from base 1 to 600 and encodes 199 amino acids.
AUGUACUGGAGUGGCAACAGCGGCGGCCAGGUUGACCAAUCUGAUUGGAAGAAGUUUUCUCGACAUAUACUUGUUGCAGGAUUGAAUUCAUCUUUGAGAAAGGGCGAACCGAGCAGUCAUUUGAGCCCUGCCCAGCGAAAUUUGUGGAAUGCCAAUGCAGCAUCGGUGCUUUCUUCAGCCUACAUCCAGAAAUACAUAGACGUUAGGCUUUAUGCAUUUGGAUGUGUUGAAAAGAAUUUCACCUUCUCAACCGAUUCCGGCUACGACUAUCUCGACCUCAACUUCCAGCCGCUAUCCAUUACCAGCUUACAAGCAUUACCAAGUCACAAGUACCUGAUAGACGUUGACGGCAAUGGAUACAGCGUUCCCAUCAAGGCGACGAUAUACGGCGAGUGGCACGGCUCUAGACUUAUCCCUUGGAAGGAUUUUGUACCCCUUGAUGACAAGUUUCAAAGUAUCCGGAAUAUUGCAGAGUACUACCUUGGGGUACCAGCUUUGUCUUCUGGCCAGGCAGCAACUGAGUCCUUGCGCCUUGAGGGCCACGAUACACAAGCCAGAGCCAUUGCGAAUUCAGGUGCCGAAUGGCCAAGACGGUCCUGA